AUGGAAACCAGUAUCAACUCACUCAUCAUCGCCUUCUCACUUUCACUCUACUUGGCCGCUCUCCAUGCCGACACCGAACCUCUCCACACAUACAUAGUUCAGCUCCAUCCAAACGGCCCAACCCGGUUCGCAUUCGCUUCCGAGCUCCAAUGGCACCUUUCCUUCAUCCACCGCACCGUCUCUCGCUCGACGGAAGAAGACCUUUCUUCUCGCCUCCUCUAUUCCUACCGCUCCGCCAUGGACGGUUUUGCCGCUCGCCUAACUGAAUUGGAGCGCGAGAGCUUGGGGCGAAUGAGCGAUGUCGUUGCCAUCAGGCCUGACAGGGUCCUCCAAGUGCAAACUACUUAUUCCUACAAGUUCCUAGGAUUGAAUCCCUCGGGAGGGGCUUGGAGUGAGUCGAGGUUCGGGCGAGGGACGAUCAUUGGCCUCCUAGACACCGGAGUUUGGCCCGAGAGCCCGAGCUUCAAUGAUUGGGGAAUGCCGCCUGUCCCCAAGAAAUGGAAGGGGACGUGCCAAGAAGGUCAGGGCUUCAACUCUUCAAAUUGCAACCGGAAACUAAUUGGCGCCCGGUUCUUUACCAAGGGGCAUCGCAUGGCUUCUCCAUCGCCUUCAGCGGAUGAUGUGGUCGAGUAUAUCUCGCCGAGAGACUCCCAUGGCCACGGGACGCACACCUCAUCGACAGCUGGGGGAGCCUCCGUGGCAAUGGCGAGCGUGCUUGGUAAUGGUGCCGGCGUGGCCCGCGCGAUGGCCCCGGGCUCUCACAUUGCAGUGUACAAAGUGUGCUGGUUCAGCGGCUGUUACAGCUCUGAUAUAUUAGCUGCGAUGGAUGUGGCAAUCAGGGACGGAGUCGAUGUCCUCUCCCUCUCGCUUGGUGGCUUCCCCAUCCCCAUUUACGCGGAUAGCAUUGCUAUCGGGAGCUUCCGCGCAGUCGAGCAGGGCGUAUCAGUCGUAUGCGCAGCCGGAAACAAUGGGCCGAUGCCGAACUCGGUUGCCAAUGAAGCUCCAUGGAUCCUAACCGUAGGUAGUAGCACGCUCGACCGGAGAUUCCCAGCUAUUGUUCGGUUGGGCAAUGGGAAGUUCCUAUACGGAGAAUCCAUGUACCCAGCGAGGGACCAUUCCGCGAUGUCUGGCGAAGAACUUGAGUUGAUUUAUGUCUCUGGCGGCAACACGGGGGGCGAAUUUUGCUUCCGAGGGUCACUCCCUAGAGAAAAGGUUCGAGGCAAGAUCGUCGUCUGUGAUCGCGGAGUCAAUGGGAGGUCGGAGAAGGGCAUUGUGAAGGAAGCAGGUGGGGCUGCGAUGAUCCUAGCGAAUACUGAGGUAAACCUCGAAGACGACUCAGUGGACGUCCAUGUGUUGCCAGCGACGGCAAUCGGAUUCGAGUCGAUCCUCUUGAAGGCCUACAUUAACUCCACCGCAAGGCCGAAGGCCAGGAUCGAGUUCGGCGGGACUGUCAUUGGGAAAAGCCGAGCGCCUGCCGUGGCUCAAUUCUCAGGCCGAGGGCCGAGCCUGACUAAUCCUACAAUCCUGAAGCCUGAUGUGAUUGCUCCAGGAGUCAACAUUAUUGCUGCUUGGCCUCAAAACUUAGGCCCCAGUGGGCUUCCUGAAGAUUCCAGGAGAGUGAACUUCACAGUAAUGUCAGGGACUUCCAUGGCCUGCCCUCACGUCGGCGGGAUUACCGCUCUGAUCCGGUCCGUCCACCCAGAUUGGACCCCGGCAGCCAUCAAAUCAGCAAUCAUGACAACCUCGGACAUGACCGACCACUGGGGGAAGCCGAUCAUGGAUGGAAACAAACCAGGGAUUUUCGCCACUGGGUCAGGGAACGUGAACCCGGCAAGAGCCAUCGACCCUGGGUUGAUCUACGACAUCAACCCUGAUGACUACAUCACCCAUCUGUGCACAUUAGGCUACACGAAUUCCGACAUCUUCACUAUCACUCACCGAAAUGUCAGCUGUCGCGAGCUUUUAAGAGCAAACAGGGGCUUCACCCUGAAUUACCCUUCGAUUUCCGUGUUUUUUAAGGAUGGGACGAGGAGGAAGAUGGUCAGGCGGCGGGUCACCAAGGGGCGCGCCGAUUCUGUGUACGGUGCAGUGGCGGCGCCCGAUGGGCUGAGCUUGAGAGUUAGGCCAAGGAGGCUUGUGUUCAGUCAAAGGAAUCAGGCUUUGAGCUACAGAGUGUGGUUUAUAGCAAGGAAGAGAGCAGGGACUUCAAAACUGAGCUAUUCUCAGGGACAUUUGACUUGGGUUCAUUCUGGCCUUGCUCACAGAGUGAGAAGCCCCAUCUCUGUGACUUGGAACCGCUAGGAACCCAGAUAUUUUUAAUUUUUUCGCAAAU
Messenger RNA from Eucalyptus grandis, 2332 nucleotides. Its product is annotated as subtilisin-like protease SBT1.2. NCBI's taxonomy places the organism in Eukaryota, Viridiplantae, Streptophyta, Magnoliopsida, Myrtales, Myrtaceae. Gene Ontology annotation, biological process: proteolysis. The record is from RefSeq and is a predicted model, not a curated record. Gene Ontology annotation, molecular function: serine-type endopeptidase activity.